AUGAUGGUCUCACCUCGUGGUAGUCCAAUGCGUCGUUCACGUUCUCGUUCUCCUCGUAGACAUCAACGAUAUUCCCCAAUGGAUCGGUCAUACAAUGGUAAUGGACGUAGAUAUUCACGUUCCUAUUCACGUUCUCCAAGACGUGAUAGAGCUUAUGAUGAAAGAAGGAGAUCUCCAGCAAGAGGUAGACGUGGAGGAGGCUACAGAGAUCGUAGUAGAUCACCAAGAGGAUAUGGAGGUGGUAGACGUGAUUUUGGUAAUAGAGGUGGAUACGAUAGAAGAAGAUCUCCAAGAAGAUAUAGAGAUGGUAGAGAGAAUCCCGAGCCAAAUAAUUGUUUAGGAAUUUUUGGCAUGAGUCCAAAGACUCAAGAAAAAGAUUUGAUCAAAUUGUUUGAAAGAUAUGGAAGAGUUAAUGACGUUCAAAUUGUCUACGACAGAGCCACAGGAAAAAGCCGAGGAUAUGGAUUUAUCUACUUUGAAAAGACUUCUGAAGCUGCAGAGGCAAAAGAAAGAAUGCGAGAUAAAUUGAUUGAUGGAGUUCAAGUUCGUAUCGACUUUUCGGUAACUAAGCAAGGUAGGACAUCAAACCGUAAUGACAGGGACCGUCCAGCUCCAAGGGAGAGAUCUCGUAGUAGAUCAAGAGAUUAG
Strongyloides ratti is the source of this 648-nucleotide messenger RNA. Its product is annotated as Transformer-2 sex-determining protein. NCBI's taxonomy places the organism in Eukaryota, Metazoa, Nematoda, Chromadorea, Rhabditida, Strongyloididae. Gene Ontology annotation, cellular component: spliceosomal complex. The record is from RefSeq and is a predicted model, not a curated record. The transcript is spliced from 3 exons. Gene Ontology annotation, biological process: positive regulation of mRNA splicing, via spliceosome. The coding region runs from base 1 to 648 and encodes 215 amino acids. Gene Ontology annotation, molecular function: RNA binding.